CCAGCAGGGGGCCGACGGGGAGAAGCGAUCGGUCAAGUCCCCCGCGAAAAAGCUUCCCCUGACCACCCUGGCCCAGUGUAUGGUGGAGGGGGCCGCUGUUUUAGGGGACGACUCACUGCUGGGGAAGAUGCUGAAGCUGUGUGGGGACACGGAGGAGCAGCUGGCCCAGGAGCUCAUCCUGUUUGAGCUGGAGAUCGAGAGAGACGUGGUGGAGCCUCUUUACGUGCUGGCCGAGGUCGAAAUUCCGAACAUUCAGAAACAGCGGAAGCACUUAGCCAAGCUGGUGCUGGACAUGGACUCUGCUCGGACGCGGUGGCAGCAGUCCUCCAAGUCCUCCAGCCACCCCAGCAACCUGCAGACUGGCGGGGCCAAGUCUGACUCCCUCCGAGAGGAGAUGGAGGAGACGGCCAAUCGCAUGGAGAUUUGUAGGGAUCAGCUGUCAGCAGACAUGUACAACUUUGUGGCCAAAGAGAUAGACUAUGCAAACUACUUUCAGACGCUCAUCGAGGUUCAGGCUGAAUACCACCGGAAGUCCUUGGAGAUCCUACAGAGUGUGCUGCCCCAGAUCAAAGCCCAACAGGAGGCGUGGAUAGAGAAGCCGUCCUAUGGGAAGCCACUGGAGGAGCACCUGACCCUGAGUGGACGAGAGAUCGCCUUCCCCAUCGAGGCCUGCGUCACCAUGCUGCUGGAGUGUGGCAUGCAGGAGGAGGGUUUGUUCCGGGUGGCGCCCUCAGCAUCCAAGCUGAAGAAGCUAAAGGCGUCGCUGGACUGCGGAGUGGUGGACGUUCCGGAGUAUUCUGCUGACCCGCACGCCAUAGCAGGGGCUCUGAAAUCAUACCUCCGUGAACUCCCUGAACCUCUGAUGACCUCUGAACUCUACGAGGAGUGGAUCCAGGCCUCAAACAUUCAGGAUAUGGACAAAAGACUGCAAGCCCUGCUGACGGCCUGCGAGAAACUCCCCACAGACAAUUUGAACAACUUCAGAUACUUAAUUAAAUUUCUAGCAAAACUCACUGACUACCAGGACGACAACAAAAUGACCCCGGGUAACAUUGCCAUAGUGCUCGGACCCAAUCUGCUAUGGACUACCUCUGAAGGGAACAUGACGGAGAUGAUGACCACGGUGUCCUUGCAGAUCGUAAGCAUCAUUGAGCCCAUCAUCCAGCACGCCGACUGGUUCUUCCCUGGAGAAAUUGAGUUCAAUCUGACGGGCUGCUACGGGAGCCCCAUCCACACCAACCACAACUCCAACUACAGCUCCAUGCCGUCGCCGGACAUGGACCAGUCCGAGCGCAAGCAGCAGCACGACCAGAGUCGCCGGCCGCUCAGCGUGGCCACUGACAACAUGAUGCUGGAGUUCUACAAGAAAGAUGGCAUGGGGGUGAGGGUGAUGGACACGUCCUGGGUGAGGACCAAGGGUUCGUCCACGCUGGUGCGCAAGGCCUCGUCCACCCCGCCGUCCAUGCACGUGCCCGGCCUGCCCGGCGACGGCCUCAUCCCCGAGCAGCCCGGCGAGCUGGCCUCCUCGCCCUCGCCCACUCCCCCGCCCGGCGACCGGGGCAGUACUUUUAAGAGUAAGGAGCUCUCCCCUGUGAUUGGACACAAGCCCAUCCAGGUGCCGGUGCCCACAGUGCCCCCUCAUGGCGGCCAGCAGAGCUGCAGCCAGUCGCCGCACUCGGCCGAGCACAGCCCGCUCACCCUGCGCAAAGCCUCUAAGAAGCUGGCACCCGUCCCGCCCAAGGUGCCGUACGGCCAGUCGGGCUGUGGCAGCGGCGGCAUGUCUGACCAGUCCACGGGCCAGCCGUCGCCGGUCAGCCUGUCGCCCACGCCCCCGAGCACGCCGUCGCCGUACGGCCUGGUGUGCCCGCCCGUCGGCCAGCUGACGGCCUCGUCGCCCGGCUCGGCGCCCUCCUCGCACGCGCUCUCCUCGCCGCCCUCGCUCACCGGCACGCUCACCAAGUCCCGGCCCACGCCCAAGCCCCGCCAGAGGCCCAGCCUGCCGCCGCCGCAGCCGCCCACCGUCCCCGGGCAGACCCCUCCGCCGCCGCCGCCGCCGCUGGACCAGGGCCUCCUGGACGGCAUGUCCUCCGGGGAGAGCAUGUCCACAGCUGUGUGAGGCCAGGGCCUGAGUGUGAUGCUAAGUGUGAGGGGGACGUUUGGGAUUUCUUCAGUUUGGAAAGACCCUCCAUCAAUGUCAAUCUGGACAGCAUCCUGGACGAGUUCAGGGUGUCGCCCUGCCGGGGCUCUCUCAUGAUGCCUGACUCCCCAGACGGAGACGCCACCUCUGAGGAGGAGGG
Sardina pilchardus (European sardine) is the source of this 2297-nucleotide messenger RNA. It is a transcript of the gene arhgap44a, whose product is annotated as Rho GTPase activating protein 44a. The transcript has 19 exons. Bases 80 to 2116 code for a protein of 678 amino acids. Gene Ontology annotation, molecular function: GTPase activator activity; protein binding. NCBI's taxonomy places the organism in Eukaryota, Metazoa, Chordata, Actinopteri, Clupeiformes, Clupeidae. The record is from RefSeq and is a predicted model, not a curated record. Gene Ontology annotation, biological process: neurotransmitter receptor transport, endosome to postsynaptic membrane; negative regulation of Rac protein signal transduction; positive regulation of GTPase activity. Gene Ontology annotation, cellular component: postsynaptic density; cytoplasm; presynaptic active zone.